AUGUUUACCAACUCACUAUGGAAGUUCAUCACAUUGGCAUUGCUCAUGAUCUCAGGAGUUCUUGCCAAUGAGCACCGCAACUGCUAUUGCAAAAUCAACAACGUUCCCAACAACUGCCUGACACAAAAGGCAUGCGAACACUACAAAGCAAACGAAAAGAUCUUUGAGAAAGACAGCCCGGAAUCAGUACAAGUCAAGAUGAUGUGGACAAUUUGCGCGACGAUAGCACCGAAAGAUGGAGGCCGCAUGCAAUUUGUCACUGGAUUUGGCGGAAACGAGUUUGAGGAUUCAUGUAAAGCGGCCAUCGCCUCAGGGCAGUGCCCGGGUUCGGAUGGCGACCUGAAGUCGCAGUGCCCCGACUAA
Messenger RNA from Colletotrichum chrysophilum, 363 nucleotides. RefSeq lists its product as uncharacterized. The transcript is spliced from 3 exons. NCBI's taxonomy places the organism in Eukaryota, Fungi, Ascomycota, Sordariomycetes, Glomerellales, Glomerellaceae. The record is from RefSeq and is a predicted model, not a curated record. Bases 1 to 363 code for a protein of 120 amino acids.